GUAUAAGGAAGGACAGAGUAGGACAUACGUGAAUCGGAGUCGCUGUGCAAGAGGGCUUACCAGCUAGUUAACCAGAAAAAUGUCCACCAUAUCUGCUGCCAGCGUCGAGCCGGUUGCAAUUGAGGGCACGGAGAAGAAACCAAUGAAACCCUGUUGUGCGUGCCCAGAGACGAAGAAAGUUAGGGAUGCGUGCAUCAUUGAGAAGGGCGAAGAAAGUUGCACAGAUCUCAUCGAGGCACAUAAGGAUUGUAUGAGGGCGCUUGGAUUCAAGAUUUAAUAUAACUUUAUAUAAUGAGUCAUUGUGUUGUUGCUGGCUGGCUGUCUUAAAGGGACCUGGGAUAUUCCUCGUGUUUUUAUUUAUACCUCAACAUGAAAGGAAGAUGUGAUCGCUGCACAGAUGGUCAUGAUGGAAGAUAUGUUCCACUGAGUGACAUGUUUUUUUAAUACUCUUAAUUUCAGAAUUAUGUGAAUGUUGUUCUGCUGAUUUGAGUGACAUAAAUAUCCUAUGCAAUUUGACUCGAGUACUUGAUUUUAUAUGGCAGGAUGAAAAGCAAUUGAAUUAAUUGUACAGGUAGGAAGUGUUAGGGAUGCAAUAUUAUCCUAAUUUUAUGCUAAACCAUAGACAUAACUAUACACGAUUAUACAUAACUACAAAACGGCCGGCUAUACUUCCUGUCACCCUGCAAAAACGUCCUGGUAUGACGGUCCUUUGAUGUUCUGGUGACAACUGCUCUGGUAUGCACUUUGGCUUAUAAUAACUUCUGCUCCAGCCAAAAUUUGGCACAUCUGAAUUCUUAAAAGGAAUUGGUGUGCUCAAAUGUUUGUGGUAGAAAGUAUUGGGGUGCUGGAUUCCAAAAGCCAUAUAUUUAAAUAAAGGAAAAGUCCACUCUGGAAUAUUCUUUACCUUUUUAAUGUAUGCUUUUUUAACAGCAGAGGUCAGAGCAAAUGGAUGCAUCUUAUGUGGUGUGAAGGCACGUUCUAGUCUGACAACUUUUUGUAUCUCGAUAUCCCAAGGGGUAUGGUCAAAGCCACUCACUUCACCCGACCCCUAUUCCAGUGACACUUGGACUAGUCCUCUGACUGGGCAUGGUUGUCAACUAUGGGGGAAGGGGGUUCAUUAUGUAAACCUGAUCUACUCUGUAAUUCUACCUAUUUCAGAAUCUCUAAAUAUGCACCCAACAGAGCCCCUCUCUAGCCCAGUGAGGUUUAGGGGCAAAUAGUGAUUCUGGUGAAAACAUUGUUUAGGUCUGGCCGAAGGGAGAGUUCUUCUUGGUGUGACUUACCUGGAGGCAUGACCAGAGCCGCACUAUAUGCACCCAGGAGAGUCCGGAGCAUAAAAUGUUCACUGUACCCUGCAAUUACAUCUGCUGCUCUGCACAUGUGACUAAUAAACUCUGUCACUUCUCACUCCUCCCUCUCUCCAGCAGUGUUAUGUUAAGUAGCUGGUCUGCUUUCUGUCUGUGGCUGUACUCCUUGGGUUUCAAUUCCAAACAUGGUUAUCUUUCUAGGGGUCUCUCUCCUCUCUCUCUCUCUCUGCUGCCAACUGUGAGCACUCCAGAGCAAACAAAUUGGUGAGGAGAAAUAGAAAAUCUAUAGACAGACAAAUCAUUGAAGGGACGAGAGGGAGGGAGAGACGCACAAUGUGAGAAAUCCAUUCCAAUUGUGUUUAUGGUGUAAUAACCGAAUAAAGACACAUCGUGUACUCCAGCUCUAUGUAAGGGAAAAGGGAACAAUUUUUUUCAACGUUUUCUCAGUUUUGACUGAACUUAUGAGAAAUAGACCAACUCCAGUGACAAUUGUUCAGUCUCACUGAUAAAGCAACAAAAACUUCAAGAUUUAGUGGAGGACAACCUUUUUCUACCAGCUUUGACCUCUGGUAUCUUUUGUAAACUUUGGAAUAUAACACAUUUUUUAAACUUAUUGAACAACUAGAUGUUUGGUUUGGAAUAACAGCCUCCCUUACCAUGUGUGCAGACAACUCCACCCUGUUGGAGGCGGUUCUCUACGGCCAUCCGCCAUGCGAUGGCUGGACCAACAACACUGAGGGGGCCUUCUACCACCUGGGCAACACCGUCUUGUUCCUUGGGUACAUGGGAGGCAGCGGCGCCUAUGGCUGCCUGUUCAUAUUUGGUUUCCUGACGAUUGCCUUCACCUGCCUGGCCCUGUGGGGCUGGAUGACCAUGUGUGGGGUGGAUGUGUUCACCUGGAACUUGCUACUGCUGGUGGCCUGUGGGCUCCAGAUCUGCCACCUCAUAUACAGGCUGCAACAGGAUGGCCUGGCCAGCGAGGAGCUGUUGGCCCUCUACUCAGCCGUCUACCAGCCCCUGGACGUUCCCGUACAGGUGUUCAAAGAUAUUGUGGGGGCCUGUGAGAACAAAGUGCUAGCACUAGGGGUAGAGGAGACGUAUGCGGUGGAGGGCAAGACGCCCAUCGACCAGCUCUCCUUUCUGCUGUCUGGGAGGAUACGUGUGUCUCUGGAUGGACAAUUCCUCCAUUACAUCUUCCCCCACAAGUUCCUGGACUCUCCUGAGUGGGAGUCUCUCCGACCCAACGAAGAGGGGAACUUUCAGGUGACCCUGACAGCGGAGACGGACUGCCGCUACAUCUCAUGGCGUCGGUGCCGCCUUUACAUGCUUCUGUCCAAGGAGCGCUACAUUGCCCGCCUCUUCUCCAUCAUGCUGGGCAGCGACAUCGCCGACAAGCUCUACUCACUCAACGACAAGCUCUUCGCAAAGAGCGGCGUGCGCCUCGACAUCCGCUUGCCCAGCCUCUACCACGUCCUGGCCCCCUCCUCCCUGAGCAGCGAGGGGGAGGUCUAUAGCGGCAGUGGUAGUGGGAGUGCCAGGGACCAGGUAGCCCCAGUGGAACAGCAGGAAGCAGCAGUGGUAGAUGUGGACCCGGUUCCAGCCUACCAGAGGUCAGAGCCUCCAACACCCCCGACCCCCCGGCUGCAGAUCCGAGAGAAGACCACCACCCCAUCUCGGCCAACCCCCUGCCAACCAUCACAGCGCCAGCCCUCAGACAUGGAGAUGCCAUCUGGUGAGGACUCUACCAGCCUGGUCCUAGAAGACUUUGCGGAUAUGACCGGGUCCUUAAUGGAUUAUGGGAGUGAGAGGGAUUAUUUGAGGUAGAUGGCAGGUUGCUGGAGCUAACACACUGGGCCACUACUUAAGAUACAUUUGAUUCCACAGGAGAGGAAACCACUGGGAGUCUACCAUUGCGAUACCAGAGAGGGAGAGCUCCCUUGGCCCCUACCGGACACCUCUAUGCUGUGAUGGUUUCAACCGGAUUGGAAACAGUGGACACGUUCCAGGAAAUCUUUUUACAGUCAGGCUAUGCAGAUUAUCAGAUGUCACAACACCUGGCAAAGUGUUUAACAUCUCAGGAACCACAUUAAUAUCAUUUAGCAUUCUUCUGAGAUGAGCAGUGCGACUGCAAAAAAGAUGACCUGGAACACAACCAUCACUGCCCUGGGUGGAAUCAGACCUCCCCAACACCAAAUCCCACUCUCUCACCUUACCUCACUUUCUCUGGUGUCAUCUGUGCGUGACAAUAUAGGAAAGAGUGAAACCCUGGACACUGGAAAGAAUUAUGUCAUAAAUCUGAAUUUAUUAGUUAAGGUCACAGACCUCUUUUUAUUAUUUCACUCACAUGUCUCCCAUUCAUCUGGAUGGAAAGACUUUUGAUGUGGAUAUUGUGUUAGAUAGGAUUAUGAUUCAACAUUAAAGCAAUCAUGUGUAUUUUUUUUUUAACACCCGAGGUUGGGUUGGCUAGCUAGGGGCACGUUAAUCGUGUUUGUUUGUGCAGACAUAAUCUGAGAGAAUAAAGUUUGACAGACAACAUGCUAGAAAGGGAUUUAUCUUCAUACUCACAUUUUCCAAAACACGAUUCCAAAUGGAACAGGCAUUUGUUUAUGUGAAUGUGAGAUGUCUCACACAUUGUACAUUUAUUUAGUCAUUCAAAUAGAACAAGAGUGUUAUGUUUUUGUAAAUAAAAAUGGGACUACAUAUACAUAUAUUUUCAUGGGGCCAAUGUUUCUUGAUAAAGCUCUUGGUGAAAAUGCAUUCCUGUCAUUUUUUUGUCUGUCUCCUCUCUCCUUCAUCCUCUGUCAGAAAUAAUAUUGUCUCCAAGUUUAUCAUCACGAGGCACUCAAAAAUCAGUUAUCACUGUUGCACAUU
Messenger RNA from Oncorhynchus kisutch (coho salmon), 4178 nucleotides. RefSeq names its product popeye domain-containing 2-like. The transcript is spliced from 7 exons. Gene Ontology annotation, cellular component: sarcolemma. NCBI's taxonomy places the organism in Eukaryota, Metazoa, Chordata, Actinopteri, Salmoniformes, Salmonidae. Bases 1965 to 3131 code for a protein of 388 amino acids. Gene Ontology annotation, biological process: skeletal muscle tissue development; heart development; striated muscle cell differentiation. Gene Ontology annotation, molecular function: cAMP binding. The record is from RefSeq and is a predicted model, not a curated record.